Messenger RNA from Corticium candelabrum, 1772 nucleotides. Its product is annotated as sterol carrier protein 2-like. NCBI's taxonomy places the organism in Eukaryota, Metazoa, Porifera, Homoscleromorpha, Homosclerophorida, Plakinidae. The transcript is spliced from 18 exons. Gene Ontology annotation, molecular function: acyltransferase activity, transferring groups other than amino-acyl groups. The record is from RefSeq and is a predicted model, not a curated record. Bases 1 to 1686 code for a protein of 561 amino acids.
AUGGGGUUACCCCUAAGACCUUUCACCCUAGCCAGUCGUCUCGCUCGUCGAGCGUUCAGCAUGGCGACCGGACGUCGCAGUCGAGUGUUUGUAGUCGGCGUCGGCAUGACGAAGUUCGAGAAACCGGGAUCGAGGGAGGAUUUCGAUUACCCCGCGAUAGCAAAGGAAGCAGGUCUGAAGGCUCUCCAAGAUGCUGCGCUCUCCUACAAAGACAUUGAACAGGCUGUUGUCGGUUAUUGUUUUGGUGAUUCGACGUCGGGUCAGCGAGCUUUGUAUGAGCUUGGUAUGACAGGCAUUCCAAUCUAUAAUGUCAAUAACAAUUGCUCCACUGGAUCGACGGCUCUCAUUAUCGGCAAGCAGCUCAUUGAAGGAGGGAUGGCUAACUGUGCAAUGGCCUUGGGAUUCGAGAAGAUGGCAAGAGACUCGAUGACAAAGCAACAGUUUGCCGACAGAGCGAGUCCCAUGGAGAAAUUUGUCGAAGUGCUGUCGGAAACUCACGGCAUUGCUGCCUCGCCUAUCGCAGCUCAACUGUUUGGGAGCGCCGGCAUCGAACAUAUGAGGCGAUACGGAACAACAAAAGAGCACUUCGCAAAGAUCGCACAGAAGAACCACAGACACUCAGUGAACAACCCAAACUCCCAGUUUCGUGACGACUACACAAUCGAUCAGAUAAUGAACUCAAAAAUGGUAUACGACCCCCUAACCCUCCUCCAAUGCUGUCCUCGAUCGGAUGGAGGCGCCGCUGCUAUUCUGUGCAACGAAGAGUUUGUACAUAAACACGGACUCGAGCCUCAGGCGGUUGAGAUACUAGCUAUGGAGAUGGCGACCGAUCAAAGCAGCACGUUCCAAGAGAAAAAUUGCAUUAAACUGGUUGGAUACGACAUGACGAAGGAUGCUGCCAGACGGGCAUUCGAAAGUGCAGGUCUCCGUCCGCAUGACGUCUCUGUGGUCGAACUUCACGACUGCUUCGCAACGAAUGAGUUGAUCUCGUACGAGGCACUCGGACUCUGCGAUGAAGGUGAAGGAAGCAAACUUGUUGACCACGGAGACAACACGUACGGCGGGAAAUUUGUUGUUAAUCCGAGUGGUGGGUUGAUAUCAAAAGGGCAUCCACUUGGGGCAACAGGGUUGGCGCAGUGUACGGAACUGUGUUGGCAGUUGCGUGGCGUGUGUGGUCCACGUCAAGUGGCGAAUGCGCAGAUCGCACUGCAGCACAAUAUUGGACUUGGAGGAGCAGUCGUCGUUGGUCUCUACAAACUCGGAUUCCCACAAUAUUCGGCACACAACAGAUAUCAUCGUCUGUCUCCAACUAUGAUGAAUGCUCCAUCCAACGGCUUCAAGGCAUCAGCAAUUUUCCGGGAGUUUGAGCAACGUUUCAAGAAGGAAGGACAAGAAAUAGUAAAGAAGCUGAAAGGUAUUUACGUAUUUAAAGUCAAAGAUGACUCGAGUGGUCAAGUGGGAACGUGGAUUGUUGAUGCGAAGAACGGGUCUGGAUCGGUGACGUAUGGAGAUGGUAAAGGCGACUGUACCAUCACCAUGAAAGACUGCGAUUUCGUGGACUUGAUGACUGGCAAGCUCGACGGCCAAAAGGCAUUCUUCCAGGGCAAGAUGAAAAUCACAGGAAACUUGACGAUGGCGAUGAAACUCCGCGAGCUACAACAGAAACCGUCGAAAUCGAAGCUCUAGAUCCGAGUCUGACCGAGACUGCCGAUUAGCAUGCAAUCAAUCCGCACGGUCUAUUCUCUAUUAAUAUCAAUUCUACAGUAUCAUUA